AUGGCCGAAAUAUCCAUGACCGGUCAAGACCUGCAUCAGAUAGAACGUUAUCGGCCACACCCAUCUACCAGACCAACGCCCCUUGUCGAGGAUCAAUCGCCUGGGCCAAAUAGCUCCUUGACUCAGAUCGAGGCGAUCCUGUCAAAGUCGCAACUUACUCUAACCUAA
This is a messenger RNA of Cinara cedri, 168 nucleotides long. The record is from the annotation of a GenBank genome assembly. NCBI's taxonomy places the organism in Eukaryota, Metazoa, Arthropoda, Insecta, Hemiptera, Aphididae.